AUGUAAAAUAAAAAUAAGAGAUCAAUUACCUAUGAUUUAAUCGAAAACAAUAAUUAAGAUCAUGCCAUGUUUUAUAAAGGAGGUCUUAUGAAAAACAAAAAACCAUACAAGUUGAAGCUUGAACUGAAACCACUCAAAGACGAAAUCUCCUCAACGUAAUUCGGAGAGAUAGUGGAAAAUGAAGAUUUCAAAAAAAUAGAUGAACUAGACAGAGAUUCCAAAAAAAAAUACUAAACUAAUAAUAAGACUUCAUUAAAACUACCGAUCAUUUAUAAAAAUAGAUCAAAAUCCUCUCAAGUUUAAACCUAUUUAUAACCAUACUCAAAUUCAGAUGCUGAAAUUAUGGACAAUAGUAAGUAAGACAAAAUAUCCAUGAGACCGAUAUUCAAAUCUAUCAAUCAAAUCUUAAGUAAACAUCAAUAAAAGACUAAUUAGCCUAAAAAUAAUACUGAAUUUGAAAACGAUAAAAUCUCAAAUGAUCAAAGCAUCUUAAAGUAAUUUUCUUUAGUAUUAAGACUCUCGCAGUUUUUAAGUCAAAAUUAAAACGAUAACAUUAACAUAGGAAAAUACGUUUAAGAGAAAAUAGAGCAAAAGAGAAUUAAUAAUUUUCGAUAAUUAUAUAAAAAUGCUGUUAAGUAUUAAAGCGACGAAGAAGAAAAUGGUUGUAUUCUCUCCAGCAAAGAAUUAUAAUAAGUAGAACAUAUCAAAAACAGAAGAAAAGUCAUUCUAAAAAUGGCUCAAAGAAAAUCUCCAAAGUUUCUCUACCCCUUAGGCCCCAAAAUAAGGGUUCCUAAUUUUUCUUUAGAAAACCAAUAUUUCUAGAUUCAAUAAAACUUAACUAGCAGAGCUUAAGGAGGAUAAUUAUCUCCAAAAAAGAAAAAAACCUACAAUUUCGAGGAUGACAUUUCUAUCCAGAAAUUAGAUAGUCCACCUAAAGAUAAAUGCUUUCCUACUUCCUCAAUGUAAGAAGAUUACCUAAAUAUUAAGAUUUAAUAAAUUGUUAAGUCUUUUCUAUGA
Molecule: messenger RNA, 1017 nt
Organism: Paramecium tetraurelia
Lineage: Eukaryota; Ciliophora; Oligohymenophorea; Peniculida; Parameciidae
Exons: 3
Source: RefSeq, a predicted model, not a curated record